This is a messenger RNA of Porites evermanni, 558 nucleotides long. Lineage: Eukaryota; Metazoa; Cnidaria; Anthozoa; Scleractinia; Poritidae. The record is from the annotation of a GenBank genome assembly.
AUGCGCGCACUUUUAAAGGAGACGUUUGACAGUAUCCAUUCCCCACCCAACCUUCCAGCUGUGCUUAGCAACCCUGUAAUAAGGACGCAACUCCAAACUCUUAGAACAAACGGAGUCCUAACCCACCCCGAAUGGGAAAGCCUUUACAACCCAAGUGGGACAGGGACGUAUGGAAAAUCGACCGAUUUUGAUAUCAGCUUACUUUGUAAAUUGCUUCGAGAAAUAUGCAGCGUCACUGCUCCUGCUACUGGAUGGGACAACUUACCUAAGAGCACUGAUCACAGUCUUGAGGCAGAUAUGGUAAGAAUUAAAUUUUACCGUAACAACAUUUAUCAUCACAACCACAACAUGGAGGUAACAAAUGUUGAUUUUGAGAAGUUUUGGAUGGAAAUCAGUGAGGCCCUACUGAGAAUUGCUGGCCAAAUAAGUAGUGCAAAGAGAGAUGAGUGGAAGAAGUCCAUCGAAAACCUUUCGUGUGAUCCACUAACACCAGAUGCAAAAGAAUGUCUUGUUGAACUUCGAUUGUGGUACUUAAUGGAUAUGAGCUCUACAAGAUAA